Molecule: messenger RNA, 753 nt
Organism: Closterium sp. Yama58-4
Lineage: Eukaryota; Viridiplantae; Streptophyta; Zygnematophyceae; Desmidiales; Closteriaceae
Source: the annotation of a GenBank genome assembly
AUGAAGAAACAGAUCGAGUAUCUACUGGACAGACAACUGAUUCGCCCAUCCACCUCUCCCUACGGUGCACCAGUUCUCUUCACACCAAAACCAGAUGGCAGUCUACGGAUGUGCAUCGACUACCGCGCACUGAACAAACAGACAGUCAAAAACAAAUAUCCCAUACCGCGCAUAGACGACCUACUGGACCAACUGCGUGGUGCAACAGUUUUCUCGAAGCUGGACCUACGGUCGGGUUACUGGCAGAUCAAGAUGGCGGACAACUCGAUCCACAAAACGGCGUUCCGUACGAGAUACGGCUCCUACGAAUACUUGGUGAUGCCGUUCGGACUCUGCAACGCACCAGCGACGUUCCAGGCGGAGAUGAACCAUAUCCUACGGCCCCUGCUGGACGAAUGCGUAGUAGUGUACUUGGACGACAUUCUUAUCUACUCCAAGUUCAUGAAGGAGCACGUGGAGCAUCUGCGGAAGGUGUUCGAGAUCCUGCGGGAAAAUAAGUUCUACGUGAAGCUGUCGAAGAGCGACUUCGCCCUGAAGAAGGUGCAGUUUCUCGGGCACAUGGUGAGUGCUGAGGGCGUACACGUGGACCCGCGGAAGAUCGAAGUCGUUAAACAGUGGAAAGUACCGGAGAACGUGAAGGAGUUGCAGCAGUUCCUUGGCUUCGCCAACUACUACAACAGGUUUGUGCCACAGUACGCUAAGAUAGCAGCGCCACUGACCGACCUACUGAAAAAGGAUACACCCUUCAAAUGA